GGACUUAUCGCGUACGAUUUUCGACCCGGAAUGGCACAGAAUAUAAAUCCAUUUUAUUCGUCUCAAAACGCACCGAGCAAAGCUGCUGAAGAAAAGCAGAAUGUACCGAAAGACAACCAUGCAGUUAGUAAACGGUUGCAGAAGGAACUCAUGGUUUUAAUGAUGAGUACGGAAAAAGGUGUUUCUGCUUUCCCCGAUGGGGAAAAUUUGUUCAAGUGGAUCGGAACUAUCACAGGACCAAGGGAUACGGUUUAUGCUGGUCUUACUUAUAAAUUGACUUUGGAAUUUCCUCAUAGUUACCCAUAUAGCGCACCGGUUGUACGCUUUGCUACUCCUUGUUUCCAUCCAAAUGUAGAUGCAGUGGGUAAUAUUUGUUUGGAUAUAUUAAAAGAUAAAUGGAGUGCUCUAUACGAUGUUCGUACUAUACUACUAUCUAUACAAUCUCUUCUUAGUGAACCUAACAAUGAAAGCCCUCUUAAUCUUCAAGCAGCAAAUCUAUGGAGCGAUCAAACAAAGUAUAAGAAACAUUUAACGGAAGAAUAUCACAGAGCUUUGAAUCGUGAUCAACAAGAUUCUUGAUAAGUCCAUUUUUCUAAUCAUCUCAGCUGAUUCAUUAUUUUUAUUUCCGUCAAUGUUACAAUUAGAUAUAAGGCAUAUAAAAACUUGCUGCACCAAACUUAUGAAUGUCAUUAGAAAAAAAUUCAAUCUUGUAUUUUCUGGUUUUGAUUUCUCAUCUAUACGUUGUAUUACGCGAGGAAAAAAAAAAAAAGUCAUUUUUACAUCGAUAUCAUUGCUAA
Molecule: messenger RNA, 797 nt
Organism: Colletes gigas
Lineage: Eukaryota; Metazoa; Arthropoda; Insecta; Hymenoptera; Colletidae
Gene: vih
Product: ubiquitin-conjugating enzyme E2 C
Exons: 4
Coding region: 31-579 (182 amino acids)
Source: RefSeq, a predicted model, not a curated record